GAGGACAGUGAGAACAUGAGUGAUCCAGAACCCUGUAGAAUGAAACACACUGAAGAACAAAGAGACCUGAUUGAAGUGAAGGAGGAGAGUGAAGAACUGAGUGAAGUGGAGGAACAUCAAGACAAACCUGGAGAAAAACCUUUGAGUCGCUCAAAGACUAAAAAGACAUUUCUAAAGAAAAGAAGAGCCAAGAAAUCUACAACCUGCACUCAGUGUGGAAAGAGUUUCUCAACCAAAUAUAAUCUUAAGGUUCACAUGAGAGUUCAUACAGGAGAGAAGCCGUUCACAUGUAAUCAGUGUGGAAAGAGUUUCUCAACCAAACAACAUCUUAAGGAUCACAUGAAAGUUCACACUGGAGAGAAGCCACGCACAUGUGAUCAAUGUGACAAAACAUUUCUUAGGUCAUCAGACCUGAAGAGACACCUGAGAGUUCAUACAAAGGAGAAGCCACAUUCAUGUUCUGUGUGUGGAAAGAGUUUUUCACAGCUGCAAUAUUUAAAUGAACAUCAGAAAACACACACUGGUGUGAGAGAGUACAUGUGCUUUGAGUGUGAGAAGACUUUUACUAUAGCAAACAGUUUAAAAAAGCACCAGAGAAUUCACACUGGAGAAAAACCUUACAAGUGUUCACACUGUGACAAGAGAUUCACUCAGCAAUCAUCUCUGAAAACACAUGAGAGGAUCCACACUGGAGAAAAACCUUACAAGUGUUCAUACUGUGACAACAGAUUCAGUCAGUUAGCACAUCUGAAAACACACGAGAGGAUCCACACUGGAGAAAAACCUUACAAGUGUUCACACUGCGAUAAGAGAUUCAAUAAGUCAUCAACUCUGAAAUCACAUGAGAGGAUCCACAGCAGAGAGAAGCCGCACACAUGUGAUCAGUGUGGAAAGAGUUUCUCUUUUAAAAGUCACCUGAAGAUACACAUGAGAAUUCAUACUGGAGAAAAGCCUUAUACCUGCCAACAGUGUGGAAAGAGUUUCAGACAUAAAGAAACCUUUAAAUACCACAUGAGAAUUCAUCACACGGGAGAGAAACCCGUCACCUGCCAACAAUGUGGACAGAGUUUCACACAUAAAGGAAGCCUUAAAGUCCACAUGAGAAUUCACACUGGAGAGAAACCCUUCACCUGCCAACAAUGUGGACAGAGUUUCACAAAUAAAGGAAGCCUUAAAGUCCACAUGAGAAUUCACACUGGAGAGAAGCCUUACACCUGCCAACAAUGUGGACAGAGUUUCAGUCAAAAAAUAAGCCUUAUAGCCCACAUGAGAAUUCACACUGGAGAGAAACCCUUCACCUGCCAACAGUGUGGAAAGAGUUUCAGUCAAAAAAUAAGCCUUAUAGCCCACAUGAGAAUUCACACUGGAGAGAAACCCUUCACCUGCCAACAGUGUGGAAAGAGUUUCAUUAGAAAUGAAAAUCUUAAAGUCCACAUGAGAAUUCACACUGGAGAAAAAACUUUCACCUGCCAACAAUGUGGAAAGAGUUUCACACAUGAAGAAAGCCUUAAAGUCCACAUGAGAAUUCACACUGGAGAAAAGCCAUAUAUCUGCAGACAAUGUGGACAGAGUUUCAGUUAUAAAAGAAGCCUUAUAAUCCACAUGAGAAUUCACACUGGAGAAAAUCCAUAUACUUGCCAACAAUGUGGAAAGAGUUUCACACAUGAAGAAAGUCUUAUAAUCCACAUGAGAAUUCACACUGGAGAGAAGCCUUACACCUGCCAACAAUGUGGAAAGAGUUACACACGUGAAGAAAACCUUACAGACCACAUGAGAAUUCACACUGGAGAAAAGCCAUAUAUCUGCCGACAAUGUGGAAAGAGUUUCAGUCGUAAAAGAAGCCUUAAAGUCCACAUGAGAACACACACUGGAGAAAAGCCUUACACCUGCCAACAGUGUGGAAAGAGUUUUGACCAACAUAGAAACCUUCAAGUCCACUUGAGAGUUCACACUAGAGAGAGCCCCUUCACUUGCCAACAGUGUGGAAAGAGUUUCACAUGUGAAGGACACCUUAAAGUCCACAUGAGAGUUCACACUGGAGAAAAGCCUUACACCUGCAAACAAUGUGGAAAGAGUUUUACUGUAAAAGGAAACCUUAGAGCCCACAUGAGAAUUCACACUGGAGAAAAGCCUCACACCUGCAAACAAUGUGGAAAGAGCUUCAGUCAAAAUGUAAGCCUUAAAAUUCACAUGAGAAUUCACACUGGAGAAAAGCCUCACACCUGCAAACAAUGUGGAAAGAGUUUCAGUCAAAAAGGAAGCCUUAAAAUCCACAUGCGAAUUCACACUAGAGAAAAGCCUCACACCUGUCAAGAGUGUGGAAAGAGUUUCACUGUAAAAGGAAGUCUUAUAAACCACAUGAGAACUCACACUAGAGAAAAGCCUUACACCUGUCAAGAGUGUGGACACAGUUUCAUUGCAAAAGGAAAUCUUAUAGUCCACAUGAGAAUUCACACUGGAGAGAGUUCAUUCACCUGUGAACAGUGUGGACAGAGUUUCACACAGAAAGGAAACCUUAAAGUCCACAUGAGAACUCACACUGGAGAAAAGCCUUACACCUGCACUCUGUGCGGGAAUGGCUUCACACAGGAACAAGGCCUUAGGAAACACAUGAAUAUUCACACUGGAGAGAAGCUAUUUACAUGUGAUCAGUGUGAAAAAAGUUUCAGAUUUACAGGUGACCUUAAGUGCCAUAUGAGGAUUCACUCGAAAGAGAACUCUUUUAGAAGUCGUCACUGUGGAAAGAGCAGAGGUGUAAAGAGUAUCUGAAAACCACACUUGAGUAAAAGUACAUAUACCUGACAGCAAAAAUGACUCCCAUUACAAGUUAAAAGGGACAUUCCAAUACAACUUGAGUAAAAAUCUUGGAGCAUCUGUUUUUUGAUCUUAAUUUUUUUUUCAUCUGUAUUUUACUCAUGUUAAAUGUAGGCUCAAAGACUAGUCCUCGACACCUGAGAGAAAUGCCAGUAAAAAUAAACAAUUGAUUUGAUUCAUGAGAAAUGUUUAUUUUCUAAAAUUAAAAUAAAACUGAACACCUCAACAUUGCAAUAAAUCAAGGUUGACACAACAGGCACGAUUCGUCAACAGAAAAUACGUGUCCUCUACCCUCUUGAUGGAGGUCAAUGCAACUAGGAGUACUUUCUUAAGGGUCUUUCUUAAAGAC
This is a messenger RNA of Megalobrama amblycephala (Wuchang bream), 3163 nucleotides long. Its product is annotated as zinc finger protein 850-like. The record is from RefSeq and is a predicted model, not a curated record. The transcript is spliced from 4 exons. Gene Ontology annotation, biological process: regulation of transcription by RNA polymerase II. The coding region runs from base 16 to 2769 and encodes 917 amino acids. Lineage: Eukaryota; Metazoa; Chordata; Actinopteri; Cypriniformes; Xenocyprididae. Gene Ontology annotation, molecular function: DNA-binding transcription factor activity; RNA polymerase II cis-regulatory region sequence-specific DNA binding.